Molecule: messenger RNA, 316 nt
Organism: Prorocentrum cordatum
Lineage: Eukaryota; Dinophyceae; Prorocentrales; Prorocentraceae
Source: the annotation of a GenBank genome assembly
AGCCCGGCGGAGGGGACGCGAAGGCAGGUGGCGGGCAGACCACCGCGGUGGCGGCCGCGAGACGCGCCGCGCACGACCCCCGUGGUGCAAAGGAAGGCACCGCCUCCCCAGAGCCACAGCAAUGAUAUCGCCGCGGCGCGCUGGCGUGGCGUGUCCUGGCACGUCCAGGCGUGCCCACCGAGGCGCCCAGCUCAGAUAGCGGAGCGGAGCGGCGCGGAGCGCGCUGGAGACCGCACCCUGCGCGGGCUGCUGGAGGGCCGCCUCUCGCAGAGUCCUCGCAACAUCGUCCCGAAUCCCGGCCGCCGCACCGCGCACG